Messenger RNA from Eruca vesicaria subsp. sativa (arugula), 288 nucleotides. The record is from the annotation of a GenBank genome assembly. Lineage: Eukaryota; Viridiplantae; Streptophyta; Magnoliopsida; Brassicales; Brassicaceae.
AUGUACGAACCCGAGAGACAUAUGGGCGAUAACCAAAUCGUGGAGUUGAACGAUCCGAAUCUCAAUAUAAUAUCGUUCAGCGCAGGGCGAAGAAGGUGCAUGAGCUCAAAGAUUGGGUCGGCCAUGACGUACAUGCUGCUGGCCCGUUUGAUUCAAGGUUUCACGUGGUCAUCAGUGCAUGGUGAGGAUAAAAUCGACAUUUCGGAAAGUAAGGGUGACCUUUUGAUGGAAAAGCCUUUGCACGCGAUUGCAACACCACGUCUGGCUCCACAAAUAUACUCAACCUAA